AUGAGCCCGGGCACCCCUCUCCUUGAGGCAGAGACCCCAGUGGGACGGCAGCAGCCCUCUUGCCGUCUCCAGGCCCCUGGGUGGUGGCUCCGGAGCCAGCACAAGCCCUGCCGGCCCACCACGAGGAGACCGCAGAAGGGGCGCCUCCAAUACGUGAUCGAGUCGGGGUCCAGCUCCUCCAGCUUCUUGGGGGGCCCGAGGUGGAUCUUAAAGAGCCUGGGGGCGAAUGCAGAGGAUGCCGGCACCCGCCCGAGCAGGGCCAAGUGGGCCGAGGAUGCAGAGGACGAACCCUCGGAGCUCCAGGGCCUGCUGGCCCAGCUCAAGACCCUCGACCCCAACCUCUGCGACCACUCGCCUGCCUCGGAGCAGGGCCUGCUGCCCUUCUCCAGCGCUGGCACAGCCCCUCUGGCGGGCGAGCAGGCCCGGCGGAGCUCCGGGGAGUGCCAGGGCAAGUGCCGGCCCUGCCCAUUGCACGUGGCCAUGGGCCGGGGCCUGGAGACACGGCCCUGCUGCGCCCAGCACUCGGCCUGCUCCCGGCCCUGCCACGGCCUGCUCUUUGCCGAGGCCGACCGGGAGGACUUGCUGAGCCUCCUGUGCUACGAGGGGGGGCUGCCCGAGGCCAGCGCCGAGACGCCUUUGGCCCGCUCCGACAUCCUGGCCGGGACCAACCUGGAGAUGCUGCAGGCUCGGGAGGAACUGGCCACUGUGGAGAAGCCUGAAGGGCUGGGGAGGCCGGAGAGCUCGGAGGAAGGACCUUCUGGUGGCUGGUAUUAUGGAGAGGGGCUCUGCGAGGUCGACUCCGCCUGUGAGGGCAAUCGGGACGGUUCCCCGGAGCCAGCCUGGGUGGCCCUGCCUCCUGCUCUGGCCCCAGAGGCAGAGCAGCCACCCCGAGGCGGUGUGACCAACAGGGAACCUCCAUCCUCCUGCCCAGCCUUCAAAGAGGUUCCAGGCCCUUGCGACCCGGAGGAUCUGCUGGACGGUGUGAUUUUUGGGGCAAAGUACCUGGGCUCCACGCAGCUGGUCUCAGAGAGGAACCCCCCGACCAGCGUCCGCAUGGCACAGGCCCAGGAGGCAGUGGACAGGAUCAAGGCACCGGAGGGGGAGUCCCAGCCCAUGACAGAGGUGGAUCUGUUUGUCUCUACACAGAGGAUCAAGGUGCUCACGGCUGACACGCAGGAGGCCAUGAUGGAUCACUCCCUCCAGACCAUCUCCUACAUCGCGGACAUCGGCUCCCUCGUGGUGCUCAUGGCGCGCCGGAAACUGCCUCGGCCGUCGGAGGUGGCGGAGGAGAAGCGGCUCUACAAGAUGAUCUGCCACGUCUUCCACUCGGCCGACGCCCAGAUCAUUGCUCAGGCUAUCGGGCAGGCGUUCGGCGUGGCCUACCAGCGCUUCCUGGAGGCCAACAGCAUCGACCCGAGCGAGCUGAGCCCUCGCCAGUACAGCCGUGCCCUUGAGGACCAGGAGCAAUACAAUGCGGAGCUGACCCACUUCUCCCGGCAGGAGAACUGCAAGGACGUCUGCAUCCGGAAGCAGAAGGGGGAGAUCCUGGGCAUCGCCAUCGUGGAGUCGGGCUGGGGCUCCAUCCUGCCCACAGUGGUCAUCGCCAACCUGAUGCACGGGGGCCCCGCGGAGAGGUCGGGCGAGCUGAGCAUCGGGGACCGCCUCAUGUCCGUCAACGGGACGAGCCUGGUGGGGCUGCCCCUCACCACCUGCCAGAGCAUCAUCCGGGAGCUGAAGCACCAGACAGAGGUGACGCUGAACAUCGUGCACUGUCCCCCUGUCACCACGGCUGUCAUCCGGCGCCCUGACUCCAAGUACCAGCUGGGCUUCUGUGUUGAGAACGGCGUGAUCUGCAGCCUGAUGCGUGGGGGCAUCGCAGAGAGAGGUGGCAUCCGCGUGGGGCACCGCAUCAUCGAGAUCAACGGGCAGAGCGUGGUGGCAACGCCCCACGAGAAGAUCAUCCAGAUUCUCACACAGGCAGUCAGCGAGGUCCACAUCAAGACCAUGCCGGCCUCCACGUACCGCUUACUGACCGGGCAGGAGCAGCCCGUCUUCCUCUGAGCCGCUGGCCGUGCCCGGCUGUCGCUGCACACGCCUGGGCCCAGGCAGGAGUGAGCCCGGGGCAGCGAGGGCAGGAUAGGCUCUGCCUCCUGCCCCAGCGCCCUCAUGGGAGCCCUCUGGUCCCCAGCAGGGCCUAAUCCGGUUUUACUCAGGACACAGUGGGAGACUCUAGGGGCCUGAUACCCAGCUUGAGCAGCCUCAGGGACUAUGGUGCCAUGGUUUGGGCACCUCCUCCCUCUCCAUUCACCCCUCCCUGCCUCACAGUGCCUGCACAGUGCCUGUCCUGCUGCUUCACAGGGUCCCUCACCUUGGCCUGGUGCUGGCAGGAGGAGAGGGGACCCCGCGUGAAAGGUCACCCCAUCCAAUCACCACAGAUAGUGCUUUUACACUCACCAAUGGUGCCUUUCCCCAUGUGGGGAUGGUGCUGGAAGCACAGCUCUGAGGCUUGCCGCUAGCACAGCCCCAGAGCAGUGCUGACCCUGCACUCCAGCGUGUGGGUACAUGCUGGCACCCCUGAGGGAGAGCCAGCAGCUCCCAGACUCAGCCUUAAGGGCAGCAGCACCCUUGGCACCCGCUCCUCCUCCCUGGCUUUGCCAGGGGCCUGUUGGGGGUGCAAAUGAACUCCCUGUUAGACCUGUUGCACCGAGCUGGGAAACUACCUCUGCUUUUCCCUGGUGCUGCCUUUAACCACUCUGCACACACAGCCCGGCCCCAGCCCACCAGGGUACUGGGUCACAGCCCUUGGGGCUGUCCCUCGGCGCAGCGAAAGGGAACACGGCACUGCCCAGUCCCACAUACCGGGGAGCUUGGGGUCACGAGCCCCAAGGACCAGCCCCUGGUGAUUUGUCUUUUCAUGAGUGGGUCUCUGGGCCCCUACGGCCGAUGCAGCGCUGACUGGAUUUUGCCUGUGUGUUUGGCUGAUGUAAAAACAAAAGUUUUGGG
Molecule: messenger RNA, 3003 nt
Organism: Pygoscelis adeliae (Adelie penguin)
Lineage: Eukaryota; Metazoa; Chordata; Aves; Sphenisciformes; Spheniscidae
Gene: APBA3
Product: amyloid beta (A4) precursor protein-binding, family A, member 3
Exons: 12
Coding region: 1-2061 (686 amino acids)
Biological process (GO): chemical synaptic transmission
Cellular component (GO): dendritic spine; cytoplasm; plasma membrane
Molecular function (GO): amyloid-beta binding; protein binding
Source: RefSeq, a predicted model, not a curated record